Molecule: messenger RNA, 3257 nt
Organism: Phodopus roborovskii (desert hamster)
Lineage: Eukaryota; Metazoa; Chordata; Mammalia; Rodentia; Cricetidae
Gene: Capn2
Product: calpain 2
Exons: 21
Coding region: 58-2160 (700 amino acids)
Biological process (GO): proteolysis
Cellular component (GO): cytoplasm
Molecular function (GO): calcium-dependent cysteine-type endopeptidase activity; calcium ion binding
Source: RefSeq, a predicted model, not a curated record
GCGCUCCGCGCCUCCGCGAGCCCUCUCCCUGUGCCGAGAGCCGGUCCGAUUGGUACCAUGGCGGGCAUUGCAAUCAAACUGGCCAAGGACCGCGAGGCGGCCGAGGGCCUGGGGUCGCACGAGAGAGCCGUCAAGUACCUCAACCAGGACUACGAGAUGCUGCGGAACGAGUGCCUGGAGGCCGGGACGCUCUUCCAGGACCCUUCCUUCCCCGCCCUGCCGUCCUCUCUGGGCUUCAAAGAGUUGGGGCCCUACUCCAGCAAAACUAGGGGCAUCGAAUGGAAGCGGCCCACGGAGAUCUGCUCUGACCCCCAGUUCAUUAUUGGAGGAGCCACUCGCACAGACAUCUGCCAAGGAGCCUUGGGGGACUGCUGGCUGCUGGCUGCCAUUGCCUCCCUCACCUUGAAUGAAGAAGUACUGGCUCGGGUUGUGCCCCUAGAUCAGAGCUUCCAGGAGAACUAUGCUGGCAUCUUCCACUUCCAGUUCUGGCAAUAUGGUGAAUGGGUAGAGGUGGUGGUGGAUGACAGGCUGCCCACUAAGGAUGGGGAGCUGCUCUUUGUACACUCUGCUGAGGGGAGCGAGUUCUGGAGUGCCCUGCUGGAGAAGGCCUAUGCCAAGAUCAAUGGGUGCUAUGAAGCACUCUCAGGUGGCGCCACCACGGAGGGCUUUGAAGACUUCACAGGAGGCAUUGCUGAGUGGUAUGAGUUGAGGAAGCCUCCUCCCAACUUGUUCAAGAUCAUUCAGAAGGCUCUGCAGAAAGGUUCUCUGCUCGGCUGCUCGAUCGAUAUCACCAGUGCUGCAGAUUCGGAGGCCGUCACGUACCAGAAGUUGGUGAAAGGACAUGCGUACUCCGUUACCGGAGCCGAGGAGGUUGAAAGCUCAGGAAGCCUGCAGAAACUGAUCAGAAUCCGGAAUCCUUGGGGACAAGUAGAGUGGACCGGGAAGUGGAAUGACAACUGCCCCAGCUGGAACACAGUUGACCCAGAAGUGAGGGCAAGGCUAACUGAACGACAGGAGGACGGAGAAUUCUGGAUGUCCUUCAGUGACUUCCUGAGGCAUUAUUCUCGCCUGGAGAUCUGCAACCUGACCCCUGACACCCUCACCUGUGACUCCUACAAGAAGUGGAAACUCACCAAGAUGGAUGGGAACUGGAGGAGAGGCUCUACUGCAGGGGGCUGCAGGAACUACCCAAAUACCUUCUGGAUGAACCCUCAGUACCUAAUCAAGCUAGAGGAAGAAGAUGAAGAUGAUGAGGAUGGGGAGAGGGGCUGUACCUUCCUGGUGGGCCUCAUCCAGAAGCACCGGCGGCGGCAGAGGAAGAUGGGCGAGGACAUGCAUACCAUUGGCUUUGGCAUCUAUGAGGUUCCAGAGGAGCUCACAGGCCAAACGAACAUCCACCUGGGCAAGAACUUUUUCCUCACAACCAGGGCCAGGGAGCGGUCAGAUACCUUCAUCAACCUCCGGGAGGUACUUAACCGCUUCAAGCUGCCCCCGGGGGAGUACAUCGUUGUCCCCUCCACCUUCGAGCCCCACAAAGAUGGCGAUUUCUGCAUCCGCGUCUUCUCAGAGAAGAAGGCAGACUACCAAGUUGUGGAUGAUGAAAUUGAGGCCAACAUUGAAGAGAUUGACGCUAAUGAGGAGGACAUUGACGACGGGUUCAGAAGGCUGUUUGUGCAGCUGGCAGGGGAGGAUGCGGAGAUCUCUGCCUAUGAGCUGCAGACCAUCUUGAGAAGAGUCCUAGCCAGGCGCCAAGAUAUCAAGUCCGAUGGCUUCAGCAUCGAGACCUGUAAAAUCAUGGUGGACAUGCUAGAUGAAGAUGGGAGUGGCAAGCUGGGGCUGAAGGAGUUCUACAUCCUCUGGACGAAGAUUCAGAAAUACCAAAAAAUUUACCGGGAAAUCGACGUUGACAGGUCUGGAAACAUGAACUCCUAUGAGAUGAGGAAAGCCCUGGAAGAAGCAGGUUUCAAGCUGCCCUGUCAACUCCACCAAGUCAUCGUUGCCCGGUUUUCAGAUGACGAACUCAUCAUCGAUUUUAACAACUUUGUUCGCUGUUUGGUUCGGCUGGAACUGCUAUUCAAGAUAUUCAAGCAGCUGGACCCCGAGAACACUGGAACGAUACAACUCAACCUUCUUUCUUGGCUGAGUUUUACAGUACUCUGAUGUUACAUGCCUGAAGAUGUCUAAAAGAAGAAAACAGCCAAUGCCUAAACUUCCAAACACUUUGUAUUUGGAUCUUGAACUUAUGGGAACAUUUACUUAAAUGGAUGAUUAUACCUGAAGAAUAUAACCGUCUAAGAUAGAUGAAUUUUCACAUAUCAGAAUAAAACCAAAUGCAAAUGAAAUGCAUUAACCCUUGAUAAGCUUGAAGAAAGCUAUGUCUGUAAAUAGUAUAUAAUUUUUACUUCUACAUACUUUCCUGUUCUUAGCAAUAUUAAAUCAGAAAGGAAUGCAAAGAGGCAUUAAACAACUGGGCAAAUAGUAAGUCAAUCUCAGAGGCCACAAGGAAUUAGUGGGAAUAUUUUUUAAAAAAUUUAAAUUUUAAAACACAUCAGUGGCGCUGGGUGGGCGUUGGUGGUACAAGCCUUUAGUUCCAGCACUCAGGAGGCAGAAGCAGGCAGAUCUCUGUGAGUUUGAGGCUAGCCUGAUCUACAGAGCUAGUUCCAGUGACACAUCCUGAAGUAAUUUGAUGGAGACAUCUAAUGAAUCCAGGAGCCAGGAGUGGUGGCACACCCCUGCAAACAAGACUCUGAGACAGAGCCCAGCCUGGGGUAUUUAGCAAGACACUAUCAAAAACAAAAUCAGAAAGGAAGGAAGGAAGGAAAGAAGGAAGGAAGGAAGGAAGAUAAAGCAUGCCUCCAUUAUUUGGUUCUAACAAAAGAUGGUUUUUAUAUAGUCAUGAACAGCAAGUUUUCCCUAAACUUAAACCCUCAACCAUAUUUGGCCUUACACAUUUAAGUCAUACAAAUGGUGAGUGGUGACAGCAUUAUACCGUGAGCAACUGUAGCCUUGCAUCAGGGCCAGGUGUCCAGGUUGCAAGAAGAUCAUGAUAAAAGACAAACAAGCUGUCAGCUGCCUCAAAAUUUUAUGUUCUUCGCUAACCCCAGGGAUUGUGCCUAAGUUCUGAGGACAGAACUUAAGACAGUCUUCUUAAACAAGCUGGCUUCUUGAUCUUGGGAAAAUGCUAGCAACAUUUUAAGCAUAUUGCCUUACCUCCUGCCAAAUGUACUGUUAAUAAAGAGUUGCCAAUGCAGUCACAA